AUGACAUCAAACGAUUCAAAAGUUGAUGACGAAAACUCUGUUCGUCACACAAUUUUAGAAAAAAUCAAUGCUAAUAAUCAGGAUAUCAAUACAAAUAAGGCACCAGAUAUCAACGAUUUUACUAUAGUAAAACCCAUUAGUCGUGGUGCUUUUGGUAAGGUAUUUCUUGCCCACAAAAAAAAUAAUAAGGAACAAAUGUUUGCAAUAAAAGUUAUGAAGAAAUCCGACAUGAUAAAUAAAAAUAUGGUCGCUCAAGUUGUUACAGAAAGGAACGCACUGGCUUUAUCUAGAAGCCCAUUUUGUGUACAUUUGUUUUAUUCAUUACAAUCUGUAUCAUCUGUGUACUUGGUCAUGGAAUAUAUGGUUGGUGGUGAUUUAAAAUCUUUGUUGGGAGUUUAUGGAUUUUUAGAAGAGUCAAUGGCAGUUUUCUAUGUGGCUGAAGUUACUCUAGCAUUAGAUUACCUACACAAACAUAAUAUAAUUCAUAGAGACCUAAAACCUGAUAAUAUGUUAAUAUCUAAGACUGGGCAUGUUAAACUCACAGACUUUGGUUUAUCUAAAAUUGAAAUACACAGAGAUUUGGAGAUUUCUGAUUUUGUCACUCAUACACCAAGUUUAAACAUGAGAACACCUGGUCAACUGCUGUCAUUGACAUCACACCUAUCUUUUGGUUCAGGCGGAGGAGACAGCCAGCACAGCUCUGUUGUAGAUGCCUGUGAGAACCUUCUUGAUGAAAUUAGGGAGACUAGUAAAAUGAAAAAUAUGUUUGAGGGGCUCAGUGGAUUGGAAAAUUCUGCAUCAGUGGACCAUUCACAGUUAUCUGGAAUACAUCCAUUCAUAAGUGCUGAAAGUAUUAGUUUGGAUGAAAUAGCUGCAAAUUCAGGAUCAGAGACCGCAAGCUCCUACUAUACAUGCGAAAGUUCUAAAAAUAGUACUAAUUCAAAGAGUAACAAGUCAACUGAUGUUAGCAGCAAUAACGGCUCCUCAGUAGAAUCAACAGUGCUGACAGAUACUCAGCUUGAUCAUUCAACGUCUCCACUAUGCAGAGGCCAGUCUUUGAAAAGGAUACCUAGUUUUCGAGCAAAGAAAAGGAAGAGAAUAAUUGACUGUGAUGGAGAUACACCAACUGGUGUAACAAGUCUUUUAGAAUGUAAGGAAAACCACAGCGGUCUUACUCAGGAGAUUAUGGCCUUGGAACUCAGUCAAAACACACCUAAACGAAUAUCAAUACACCCAACACCUGAGAGGAAAAUAAAUCCCAUAAAAGGUGUAUUAAAGAAAAGGUGGGCUUCACAAGAUGACAGUCAUCAUUUUAAUGUGGGAGUAAUAUUUUCCACACCAGUAUCAAAUAACAAAUCUCCAGGUUGUAAAAAGCGGCAGAAAGCGACUCGCUUCAAUCUACCAAUUGAUGAAUCAUUGUCUGGAACAAAGGAGAAAUCUUUUACAUUUAGCAAACAUGUGUCCACUAGUUUAGAAAUUUUCCCUACGAGAAGAUUAAGUAAGGGUGAGGCCACUAAUAGAUCUCCAACUGAUUUAUGUAAAACUCCUUUAGCAACUGCACAUACUCCAUAUAGAACACCUAAAAGUGUGAGACGAGGCAAUCAAAUAUCGGAUCAAAGAAUUUUAGGUACUCCUGAUUAUUUGGCUCCAGAACUACUUUUAAGGCAGGGCCAUGGACCUCAGGUAGAUUGGUGGGCGUUGGGUGUGUGUCUCUACGAAUUUAUGACAGGAGUACCUCCUUUUAAUGAUGAGACCCCUCAAGCAGUUUUCAAAAACAUAUUGUCAAGAAAUAUAGAAUGGCCAGAAGCAGAUGAAGCAUUGUCACCUGAAGCAGUAAGCGCUAUAGAAGCCCUUCUCACUAUGGAACCCACAGACCGGCCUGCUGCAAAAGAAGUACGGGUGAUGCCAUUGUUCCGAAAUGUUGACUGGGAGAAUCAGCUAAAUAAGCAGCCACCGUUUGUACCAACACCAGAUGAUCUGUUUGAUACAGGAUACUUCCAAGCCAGAAACAUCUUGCAGCAAUUACAUGUAUCAAAUUUUGACAUGUAA
This is a messenger RNA of Parnassius mnemosyne (clouded apollo), 2049 nucleotides long. The record is from the annotation of a GenBank genome assembly. NCBI's taxonomy places the organism in Eukaryota, Metazoa, Arthropoda, Insecta, Lepidoptera, Papilionidae.